Molecule: messenger RNA, 6787 nt
Organism: Thunnus maccoyii (southern bluefin tuna)
Lineage: Eukaryota; Metazoa; Chordata; Actinopteri; Scombriformes; Scombridae
Gene: kif1ab
Product: kinesin family member 1Ab
Exons: 48
Coding region: 422-5485 (1687 amino acids)
Biological process (GO): microtubule-based movement
Molecular function (GO): ATP binding; microtubule motor activity; microtubule binding
Source: RefSeq, a predicted model, not a curated record
GCGGACGGACUGACGGCGGGCCGCUGGAGCAUCCCGCACCCAUCCUCCUGUUUAUACAUCUUUCCCGGUGCUCCUCCCUCCUGCUGUCUCCCACUCUCCUCUCAUUGACGCACCGCUGCGUUUCAACGCUCCAGCGCAGGCAGACUCACCUCUCGACUUCCCCCGGCGGAUUCUCCAUGUAUGGAUGCGCCCAAAGAGGGGAUGUUGUAGGCUGACCAAAGACAGAGAAAGGCAAAAAAACAUACAGGCUGCUGAGGAGAAUCGAGAAGGAGGCACCGGAGAGGAUCCUGGCGCUGUUGUGAAUGGGCAGAGGAUUCACCCUCUGCGGUCGUCGCGUCUGAGCUGCUGAGGUGCCAGACGUGUGUCUGUGUAGCCACACAGAUCUUCAGCUCCUUCGCUUGCUCCCACACCCACCUGUAACAUGGCGGGGGCUUCAGUGAAAGUGGCAGUGAGGGUCCGACCCUUCAACUCCAGAGAGAUGGCGAAGGAUAGCAAGUGCAUCAUUCAGAUGUCAGGAAACACCACAACAAUCCUGAACCCCAAACAGCCGAAAGAAAACAAGAGUUUCAACUUUGACUUUUCGUACUGGUCACACACCACGCCUGAGGACAUCAACUAUGCGACCCAGAUGCAGGUGUACAAGGACAUCGGCGAGGAGAUGCUGCUUCAUGCCUUUGAAGGCUACAAUGUGUGCAUAUUUGCAUACGGACAGACAGGAGCAGGCAAAAGCUACACUAUGAUGGGACGACAGGAGAAGGACCAGCAGGGGAUCAUACCUCUGCUUUGUGAGGACCUUUUCACCAAGAUCAGUGACAGCAAUAUUGAUAACAGCAUGUCUUAUUCUGUGGAGGUGAGCUACAUGGAAAUCUACUGCGAGCGCGUGCGUGACCUGCUGAACCCCAAGAACAAAGGGAACCUGCGUGUCAGAGAGCACCCUCUGAUGGGACCCUACGUCGAGGAUUUGUCCAAACUAGCCGUCACAUCCUACAAUGACAUCCAGGAUCUGAUGGACUCUGGAAACAAGGCCAGGACUGUGGCUGCUACCAACAUGAACGAGACCAGCAGCCGCUCCCAUGCUGUCUUUAACAUCAUCUUCACACAGAAGAAACAUGAUGCGGAUACGGACAACACAUCAGAAAAGGUCAGCAAGAUCAGUCUGGUGGACUUGGCUGGCAGUGAAAGAGCCGACUCAACUGGAGCUAAAGGAACCAGACUGAAGGAAGGAGCAAACAUCAACAAAUCUCUGACCACACUGGGGAAAGUUAUUUCUGGUCUAGCUGAACUGGACUCAGCACCAAACAAGAACAAGAAAAAGAAGAAGGUGGAGAGUUUCAUUCCAUACAGAGAUUCAGUUCUGACUUGGCUACUGAGGGAGAACUUAGGAGGAAACUCUCGUACAGCCAUGGUGGCUGCACUCAGCCCUGCUGACAUUAACUAUGAUGAAACCCUCAGUACCCUCCGGUACGCUGAUCGUGCCAAACAGAUCCGCUGUAACGCUGUGAUCAACGAGGACCCCAACAACCGCCUGGUGCGUGAGCUGAAAGAGGAGGUGGCUCGCCUCAAAGACCUGCUGUACGCUCAGGGCCUGGGAGACAUCAUAGAGAUGACCAAUGCCAUGACGGGAAUGAGCCCCUCCCCCUCGCUCUCGGUCCUGUCCAGCCGCGCCGGGUCCAUCAACAACCUCCAUGAUCGCAUCUUCAGCCCAGCCAGUGAAGAGGCCAUUGAGAGGCUCAAGGAAACAGAGAAAAUCAUCGCAGAGCUCAAUGAGACCUGGGAAGAGAAGCUGCGACGCACUGAGGCGAUUCGUAUGGAGAGAGAGGCCCUGCUGGCUGAGAUGGGUGUUGCCAUGAGAGAAGAUGGAGGCACCGUUGGUGUCUUCUCCCCGAAAAAGACUCCUCAUCUGGUGAACCUGAACGAGGACCCGCUGAUGUCAGAGUGUCUGCUGUAUUACAUCAAAGAUGGCCUCACCAAGGUUGGCCGUGAAAAUGCCAAGACUCGCCAAGACAUUGUUCUCAGCGGCCAUUUUAUCAAAGAUGAACACUGCACCUUCAGCAGCACCACAGGUCCUCAGGGAGAAGGCUGUGUCAUCCUGGAGCCAUGUGAAGGGUCAGAGACGUACGUCAACGGAAAGAAAGUGACUACGCCCAUCGUCCUGCGGUCUGGGAACCGCAUCAUCAUGGGUAAGAGCCAUGUGUUUCGCUUCAACGACCCGGAGCAGGCUCGGCUGGAGCGGGAGAGGACGCCGUGCGCCGAGACUCCGGUGGAGCCCGUCGACUGGGCGUUUGCACAGAGAGAGCUGCUGGAGAAACAAGGCAUCGACAUGAAGCAAGAGAUGGAGCAGAGGCUUCAGGAGCUUGAGGAUCAGUACCGCAAAGAAAGAGAAGAAGCCAGUAACCUGCUAGAACAGCAGAGGCUGGACUAUGAGAGUAAACUGGAGGCUCUUCAGAAGCAGGUGGAUUCUCGGUAUCUGGAGUCACCUGAGGAGGAAGAGGAACCUGAAGAGGAAGUGCCGUGGACCAAGCGAGAGACCGAGCUGGCUCUGUGGGCUUUCAGAAAAUGGCGUUUCUACCAGUUCACCUCGCUCAGGGAUCUGCUUUGGGGCAAUGCCAUCUUCCUCAAGGAGGCCAAUGCUAUCAGUGUGGAGCUGAAGAAGAAGGUACAGUUCCAGUUUGUCCUGUUGACAGACACUCUGUACUCUCCACUGCCUCCUGAUCUGCUGCCUCCCAGCGUGGCCAAAGAGAGGGAAAGACGACCUUUCCCUCGGACCAUCGUAGCUGUCGAAGUACAGGAUCAAAAGAACGGAGCCACACAUUACUGGACUCUGGAGAAACUCAGGCAGAGGCUGGACCUGAUGAGAGAAAUGUAUGACCGCGCUGCUGAGCUCCCCAGCAGCGCUGUGGAGGACUGCGACCACGCCCUGACCGGAGGCGACCCCUUCUACGACCGCUUCCCCUGGUUCCGUCUGGUCGGCAGGGCUUUUGUGUACCUGAGUAACCUGCUGUACCCGGUGCCCCUGGUACAUCGCGUGGCCAUCGUCAGUGAGAAGGGAGAGGUGAAGGGCUUCCUCAGGGUGGCUGUGCAGGCCAUCUCAGCUGAUGAAGAGGCCCCUGAUUAUGGUUCUGGUGUGAGGCAGUCAGGCACUGCCAAGAUCUCAUUUGAAGACAAACAGUUUGAGAAGUUCCAGACCGAGACGUGUCCUGGUGGUCUCCCCCACUCCAACACCUCCCAGGAGGAGCUGCGAAUUGUUGAGGGAGAAGGACAGAACACGGAGAUAGGAAUCUCUGCAGAUGAAGUCAACAACAACACCUGUGAAGCCACCCAGGAGCCUCCCCAGAGCCCAGUGAAGAGUUUAGGUCUGGGUCUGGAUCUUCCUCUGGACCUCUCUCCAGAGAAGGCUCUGUCCCACCUGAAGAUUGGCAGCACCUUCACCUUCAGAGUCACCGUCUUACAGGCCUCCAGCAUCUCAGCCGAGUACGCCGACAUCUUCUGCCAGUUCAACUUCAUCCACCGCCAUGAUGAAGCUUUCUCCACUGAGCCUCUGAAGAACACCGGCAGAGGACCACCGCUGGGCUUCUACCAUGUACAAAAUAUCACGGUGGAGGUGACCAAGUCUUUUGUUGAGUACAUCAAGACUCAGCCCAUCGUCUUCGAGGUGUUUGGCCACUAUCAGAAACAGCCUUUCCCUCCUCUCUGCAAAGACCUGAUCAGUCCACUGAGACCUACCAGGAGGCAGUUCCCCAGAGUGAUGCCCUUGUCCAAACCAGUGCCGGCCACCAAGCUCAGCACUCUGACUCGUUCCACCGCAGGACCUUGUCACGCCAAAUACGACCUCAUGGUCUUCUUUGAGAUCUGCGAGCUGGAAGCAAACGGAGACUACAUCCCUGCUGUUGUUGACCACAGAGGUGGGAUGCCCUGCCACGGCACAUUCCUCUUGCAUCAGGGCAUUCAGAGGAGGAUCACAGUUACCAUCGCUCAUGAAACAGGAAAUUAUAUUGAAUGGAAAGAGGUUAAGGAGCUGGUUAUUGGUCGCAUUCGAAACACCCCUGAGGCUGAUGAGACCAUCAUAGACCCCAACAUCCUUUCUCUCAACAUCCUGUCCUCCGGAUAUUUCUGGCCAAAACAUGAUGACAACGUCUCCUUGGGAGUUGAUCAUAGAACUUUCUACCGAUUCGAGGCAGCAUGGGACAGCUCCAUGCACAACUCUCUCCUUCUGAACAGAGUUACUCCUUAUGGGGAGAAGAUCUACAUCACCCUCUCUGCUUAUCUAGAGAUGGAGAACUGCACUCAGCCGACAGUGAUCACCAAAGAUUUCUGCAUGGUGUUUUACUCCCGUGACACGAAGCUGCCGGCCUCCCGCUCUAUCAGAAACCUCUUCAGCACUGGUUGCCUCAGGCCCUCUGAGAGUAACCGUGUCACCGGAGUCUAUGAGGUGACUCUCUGCCAUGUGGCGGACAAUGGAAGUCCAGGCAUGCAGCGUCGUCGUAGGCGCGUGCUGGACACCUCGGUGGCGUACGUCAGAGGAGAGGAGAACUUGGCUGGAUGGAGGCCUCGCAGCGACAGCCUCAUCCUUGACCACCAGUGGGAGCUGGAGAAACUCAGCUUACUGCAGGAGGUGGAGAAGACCAGGCACUACCUGCUGCUGAGGGAGAAGCUGGAGGCGACCCUGCAGGCAGGACAGGACGCGCUCUACAAGAGCGGCGGCGACAUCAGCAACUUUGCAAAGAGUCCCAUCCUCAGUCACAGUCCUGGCAGCAGCCCAGCCCCUGACAGCCCCAACCAGAGGCAGAGGGAGCUGGCUGCAAAGUGUCUGCGUCUGCUGAUGCACACCUUCAACAGGGAGUACAGCCAGGUGAGCAGCAGUGCCAGUGAGAGCAAGCUCUCUGAGAUGUCUGCAUCGCUAAUGAGAGAGUCAUCGUCUUCUGGACUGAGCACGCUCACUCCGUCCUCCACCUGCCCCUCACUGGUCGAAGGACACUAUGACAUUAGACACACUGAUCCCAGUUCAGGAGCAUCCACACCAGAUCUGGACCCAUACAGCCCAGUGGACAGAAAGAAAGCUCUCAGAGGAUGCACUUUUGUUCCUGACAUACAGGAGAUUCGCGUCAGCCCCAUUGUAUCAAAGAAGGGCUACCUGCACUUCCUGGAGCCCCACACCAGCGGCUGGGUAAAGCGCUACGUGGUAGUGCGCAGGCCCUACGUCUACCUGUACCGCAGCGAGAGGGACAGUGUCGAGAGAGCCAUCAUCAACCUGUCCUCUGCAAAGGUGGAAUACAGUGAAGACAAACAGACCUUACUGCGGACUCCCAACACGUUUGCUGUGUGCACUGAGCAUCGCGGGAUACUGCUUCAGGCCACCAAUGAUAAAGAGAUGCAUGACUGGCUGUACGCUUUUAAUCCUCUGUUAGCCGGCACCAUUAGAUCAAAGCUCUCCCGGAGAAAGUCGGUCCAGUCCAUGCAGUCGGUCCCGUCUGCUCAGAGGAUGUGAGAGGUGGAAAACAAUGAACAAACAAAACAAUACAAUCUAAAAGCUCCACUCAUCAUCCUGCUCUACUGAACAUAGGCCACAUAAACAAACUUAUACAUAAACCAUUUAAAUAACUUCCUGUAUGAUGACCGUCCCAGUCCCAAACAUCACUCGAUCGCUCAUCCUGAAACCCAACAAAGCUGUCCUUUUCUCUUUUUGCAGUUGCUCUCAGUAGCUCCCUCGAACCCUGCAUGGUGUGAUCCCUCCUGACCUUUAGAUGAAAACAUUGAGACAAACUAACGACCCAAACCAGCUGAUUAAUUUACCUCUGCUGGACAUUGGGACUAGUUCAGAUUAGUUUUAGGUUUUCAUGUACAUGUAGAGCUGUAACCUGUUUGGCUACAAGUUCCUGUGUAAAAAAAGAUAGAUGUAAACAACUGUUUACUUUGUGAUCGGCCCCUCGUUUAUUCAUCUUCACUGAAAAAAAGUCCCAGCUGUAAACCAACCAUCAUGUAUUUCUAAUUAAUGCCAUCAUGUGCGGGGGGAAAUGAAAACAUCUCGAGCAAAAGUGUGUUAAGUGCAGGGAUGACAGCACCACAUACAUCCUUCAUAUACUGUACAUUACCUUAGGUUGGAAUGGCUUGGUGCUCUAUAGCAUAUAGAGUAUUUGUUUCCCUGCAGAAGUUUCAGAUAGCAAACAGGUAGAUUGCUGUUGCUUGUCAUUUAAAACACUGAAGUAGCAUGAGGGAUUUGUUAGGACAAAAGGGUAAGUUGUUGUUUCUGUGUCAGUUUUUUAAAAGUUGUUUAACUGGAUCUUUGAAUACUGAGUCUGUUGGCUAGACUGAGGCAAAAUAAUACAGGAGAGAUAAUGUCCUUGCCUUGUUUUGGGCAUGUGCUUUCUUUUCUUUUCUUUUUUUUUGCAUAAUCCCUCGUGCAUAUUACCAUAAAGGAUAAUAAUAUUUAUUGUUGCUCUUGUAUGUUCUCUGCACUGUUAUUUAUUUGUGAUGGGACCACUGACCAGUUUUGUUGCAUUGCACUUUAUUGUCUUUAUUGAGUUAAUGUCUUGUAUCAUUUACUCAGUUGUUUUGACCAAAGUGAUGUUUUCUAGUUUUAACUGUUGCAAAACAUUUUCCACUGUGCAGUUGUAUUAGCUGACAUUUUCUGAGAAGAAUAGGAUUUUAAAAGAAUAGUUCGUCAUUUUUGGAAAUACUAUUAUUCGCUUUCUUGCUCAAAGUUAGAGGAGAGGAUUGAUACUAAGGUGAAUAUGAAGCUGGAGCUAGCAGCUAGUUAGCUUAGCUUAGCAUAAAGAAUGGAAACAGGGAG